Messenger RNA from Tupaia belangeri chinensis (Chinese tree shrew), 2942 nucleotides. It is a transcript of the gene MYO1D, whose product is annotated as myosin ID. The transcript is spliced from 21 exons. Bases 75 to 2942 code for a protein of 955 amino acids. Lineage: Eukaryota; Metazoa; Chordata; Mammalia; Scandentia; Tupaiidae. Gene Ontology annotation, biological process: endocytosis; actin filament organization; actin filament-based movement. Gene Ontology annotation, cellular component: plasma membrane; myosin complex; cytoplasm. Gene Ontology annotation, molecular function: actin filament binding; ATP binding; microfilament motor activity. The record is from RefSeq and is a predicted model, not a curated record.
CCCGGCCCCGCCCGAGCUCGCCCGGACCCCGCCGCCCACCGCCCUCGCGCCCACCUGAGCCCGCGACCGGCGCCAUGGCGGAGCAGGAGAGCCUGGAGUUCGGCAAGGCGGACUUCGUGCUGAUGGACACCGUCUCCAUGCCCGAGUUCAUGGCCAACCUCAGGCUCAGAUUUGAAAAAGGGCGCAUCUACACAUUCAUUGGAGAAGUCGUCGUUUCUGUGAAUCCUUAUAAGUCAUUGAACAUCUAUGGGAGAGACACAAUUGAACAGUAUAAAGGACGUGAGCUAUAUGAGAGACCUCCUCAUCUUUUUGCUAUUGCUGAUGCUGCUUACAAGGCUAUGAAGAGGCGAUCAAAAGACACUUGUAUUGUGAUAUCAGGGGAAAGUGGAGCUGGUAAAACAGAAGCCAGUAAAUACAUUAUGCAGUAUAUUGCGGCCAUCACCAACCCCAGCCAGAGAGCGGAGGUUGAAAGAGUGAAGAAUAUGUUGCUUAAGUCCAACUGUGUGCUGGAAGCUUUUGGAAAUGCCAAAACCAACCGUAAUGACAACUCAAGCAGGUUUGGAAAAUACAUGGAUAUCAACUUUGAUUUCAAGGGGGAUCCUAUUGGUGGACAUAUCAAUAACUACUUAUUAGAGAAGUCUCGAGUAAUUGUGCAACAACCAGGAGAAAGAAGCUUUCAUUCUUUCUAUCAGCUACUCCAAGGAGGUUCAGAGCAGAUGCUACGUUCUCUACAUCUCCAGAAAUCCCUUUCAUCCUACAACUAUAUCCAUGUAGGAGCUCCAUUAAAGUCGUCUAUCAAUGAUGCUGCAGAAUUCAAAGUAGUAGCUGAUGCCAUGAAAGUAAUCGGUUUCAAACCUGAGGAGAUUCAAACAGUGUAUAAAAUUCUGGCUGCUAUUCUUCACUUGGGAAAUAUAAAAUUUAUAGUAGAUGGUGACACGCCUCUUAUUGAGAACGACAAGGUCGUAUCCAUCCUAGCAGAGUUGCUUUCUACCAAGACAGACAUGGUUGAGAAAGCCCUGCUUUACCGCACUGUGGCCACAGGCCGUGACAUCAUCGACAAGCAGCACACGGAACAAGAAGCCAGCUACGGCAGAGACGCCUUUGCCAAGGCAAUAUAUGAGCGUCUUUUUUGUUGGAUCGUUACUCGCAUCAAUGAUAUUAUCGAGGUCAAGAACUAUGACACCACAAUCCAUGGGAAAAACACUGUUAUUGGUGUCUUGGAUAUUUAUGGCUUUGAAAUCUUUGACAACAACAGCUUUGAACAAUUCUGCAUCAAUUACUGCAAUGAGAAACUGCAGCAGCUCUUUAUUCAGCUGGUUUUAAAGCAAGAACAAGAGGAAUACCAGCGGGAGGGCAUCCCUUGGAAGCAUAUCGAUUACUUCAACAAUCAGAUUAUCGUGGACCUUGUGGAGCAGCAGCAUAAAGGGAUUAUCGCCAUCCUGGAUGAUGCCUGCAUGAACGUCGGCAAAGUCACCGACGAGAUGUUCCUCGAAGCACUGAACAGUAAACUGGGCAAACAUGGUCAUUUUUCCAGCCGAAAGCUCUGCGCCUCAGACAAAAUUCUGGAGUUCGAUAGAGACUUCCGGAUUCGACAUUAUGCAGGUGAUGUCAUCUAUUCUGUCAUCGGUUUUAUUGACAAAAAUAAAGACACUUUAUUUCAAGAUUUCAAGCGCCUCAUGUAUAACAGUUCAAAUCCUGUGCUGAAGAACAUGUGGCCUGAGGGUAAACUGAGUAUCACGGAGGUGACUAAGCGACCUCUAACUGCUGCCACCCUGUUUAAGAACUCUAUGAUUGCUCUAGUAGACAAUCUGGCAUCAAAGGAACCAUAUUAUGUACGUUGCAUCAAACCCAAUGACAAGAAAUCCCCGCAGAUAUUUGAUGAUGAACGCUGUCGGCAUCAAGUGGAGUAUCUUGGAUUACUUGAAAAUGUGAGAGUACGUCGGGCAGGAUUUGCCUUCCGUCAGACUUAUGAGAAGUUUCUUCACAGGUAUAAGAUGAUCUCUGAAUUUACUUGGCCCAACCACGACCUUCCUUCAGACAAAGAGGCUGUUAAGAAGCUGAUUGAACAGUGUGGUUUUCAAGAUGAUGUAGCUUAUGGGAAGACCAAAAUUUUCAUUCGAACACCCCGAACAUUGUUUACCUUGGAAGAACUCCGUGCCCAGAUGCUUGUAAGGAUUGUCCUCUUCCUGCAAAAGGUGUGGCGGGGCACCCUGGCCCGCAGGCGGUACAAGAGGACCAAAGCAGCUCUGACCAUAAUCAGGUACUAUCGACGCUACAAAGUGAAGUCGUACAUCCACGAGGUGGCCAGGCGCUUCCAUGGCGUCAAGACCAUGAGAGACUAUGGGAAGCAUGUAAAGUGGCCAACUCCUCCUAAAGUUCUUCGUCGCUUCGAGGAUGCCCUACAGGCGAUUUUUAAUAGAUGGAGAGCAUCUCUGCUCAUCAAGAGCCUUCCUGCUUCAGACCUGCCCCAGGUCAGGGCAAAGGUUGCAGCCAUGGAAAUGUUGAAGGGCCAAAGGGCUGACCUUGGGCUCCAGAGAGCCUGGGAGGGCAACUAUCUUGCUUCGAAGCCAGAUACACCUCAGACCUCAGGCACUUUUGUCCCCGUUGCUAAUGAACUAAAACGGAAAGACAAGUACAUGAAUGUCCUCUUUUCCUGUCAUGUCCGUAAGGUGAAUAGAUUUAGUAAGGUGGAAGACCGAGCAAUUUUUGUCACUGAUCGUCACCUAUAUAAAAUGGAUCCCACUAAACAAUAUAAGGUGAUGAAGACCAUCCCUCUCUACAAUUUGACUGGUCUGAGUGUCUCCAAUGGGAAGGACCAACUUGUAGUGUUCCAUACAAAAGACAACAAAGACCUCAUUGUUUGCCUCUUCAGUAAACAGCCAACCUACGAGAGUCGAAUUGGAGAACUUGUUGGAGUCCUGGUGAAUCAUUUCAAGAGGUAA